CAGAGUUUCCCGGCGGGGGCGGCCGGGGCCGGCUCUGCCCGCGGCGCUGCCGGCGUCUCCCCCCUGCCGGUGCCGGUGCCGGUGCCGGGGGAGGCGGCGCGGGGAGCGGAGGGAAGGCAGCUUCGGUUUCGCUCCGUAUCCGGCUCCGGGCAGAGGCGGCGACCAUAGCGGGGAGGAGGCGAGAGGGGGAGAAAGCGGCCACUGCGGCGGGGGGCGGCCGGCUGUCACCUUGCCGCCGAGGUGCUGCCCGGGGACCGAGGCGCGGCGCCCCCCUCCCCACCCCACCCCUCAUCGCCCUCCCCAGAUGCGCGGCGGGGGGAGACCCGUGCCGCCGACCCCCCGGCCCUAGGCGCUCGGAAAGCGGAAGAGGAGGAAGAGGAGGAAGAAGAGGAGGAAGAAAGAGGAGCAGCCGCCGCCGAGCCCGGGGGGCAGCGGCGAAGCCUCCGCCGUGCCCGCGGGGAGGCCGAUGGCGGAGCGCGGCGGCGGCGGCGGCGGGGGGCUGCCCGCCUCCCCCGGGCCGCUGCGGGGGAAGGUGGCCUGCAGGGCAGGGGACGGCGACGGAGGAGGAGGAGGAGGAGGAGGAGGGAGAUCCCGCUUUGACAGCGCGGGCAGCAGGGUCUCCAACGGGGACUGCGCCCCGCUGGGGGCCGGCGAGGAGCCGGGAUCGGCCCCCCCUGGAAGCCCGGAGAGCGGCGGCAAGGAGAAAGGGGCUCCGGGGGGGCUGCAGCGAGAGGGCAAGCCCGGCAUCCCCCGGAGGAGCAGCAUCAUUAAGGAUGGUACGAAACAAAAGAGAGAACGGAAAAAGACUGUGUCGUUUAGCAGUAUGCCAACUGAGAAGAAGAUCAGCAGUGCAAGUGACUGUAUAAAUGCGAUGGUUGAAGGCUCUGAGCUCAAAAAGAUUCGAUCCAACUCUAGGGUGUAUCACCGAUACUUCCUUUUAGAUGCGGAUAUGCAAUCUCUACGCUGGGAACCUUCAAAAAAGGAUUCUGAAAAAGCAAAGAUUGAUAUUAAAUCAAUCAAAGAAGUAAGAACAGGAAAAAAUACAGAUAUUUUUCGCAGCAAUGGAAUCUAUGACCAGAUAUCAGAAGACUGUGCAUUUUCAAUUAUAUAUGGAGAAAACUAUGAGUCACUAGAUCUUGUUGCUAACUCAGCAGAUAUUGCAAAUGUUUGGGUUACUGGCUUAAGAUACCUGAUUUCUUAUGGUAAACAUACUUUAGAUAUGAUAGAAAGUACUCAAGAUAAUAUGCGGACUUCAUGGCUUUCACAAAUGUUCAGUGAAUCAGAUGUAGAUAAUUUGGGACAUAUACCCCUCUGUAACGCUGUGCAGUUUAUAAAAGACUUAAAUCCUGGUUUGAAAACAAAUAAAAUUGAACUAAAAUUCAAGGAGUUACAUAGAUCAAAGGAAAAAACUGGUACUGAAGUAACAAAAGAAGAGUUUAUUGAAGUUUUUCAUGAGCUUUGUACCCGACCUGAAAUCUAUUUCCUCUUGGUUCAGUUUUCAAGCAAUAAAGAAUUCCUAGAUACCAAGGACCUUAUGAUGUUUUUAGAAGCAGAACAGGGUAUGGCACAUGUCACGGAAGAAAUAAGCCUUGAAAUUAUUCAGAAAUAUGAGCCAGCCAAAGAGGGCCAGGAAAAGGGUUGGCUGUCUAUAGAUGGGUUUACAAAUUACCUUACUUCACCAGACUGCCACAUAUUUGAUCCAGAACAUAAAAAAGUUUGUCAAGACAUGAAACAGCCGUUAUCCCAUUAUUUUAUAAAUUCAUCUCAUAAUACAUACUUGAUAGAGGAUCAGUUUCGAGGGCCUUCUGAUAUCACAGGUUAUAUUCGCGCUCUUAAAAUGGGUUGUCGAAGUGUUGAACUGGACGUGUGGGACGGUCCAGAUAACGAGCCUGUGAUUUACACAGGCCAUACAAUGACGUCACAGAUUGUCUUCCGUAGUGUGAUUGACAUUAUUAACAAGUAUGCAUUUUUUGCUUCAGAAUAUCCUCUUAUUUUGUGUUUAGAAAAUCAUUGUUCUAUUAAGCAGCAGAAAGUGAUGGUACAACACAUGAAGAAAAUUUUGGGGGACAAACUACAUACACAGUCUCCAAACAUUGAAGACUCUUAUCUUCCAUCACCAGAAUCACUUAAAGGGAAAAUACUAAUUAAAGCAAAGAAGCUUUCCUCUAAUUGUUCUGGACUAGAGGGAGAUGUUACAGAUGAAGAUGAAGGAGCAGAAAUGUCACAGAGAGUGGGGAAAGAGGGUGUAGAACAACAAAACUCUUUGACUGGGAAACGAUUUCAGCUCUGCAAAGAGCUCUCCGAGUUGGUAAGCAUAUGUAAAUCAGUUCAGUUCAAAGAGUUUCAAGUUUCAUUUCAGCUCCAGAAGUACUGGGAAGUGUGCUCAUUUAAUGAAGUGCUUGCUAGCAAAUACGCCAAUGAAAACCCAGGGGACUUUGUAAAUUAUAACAAACGUUUUCUUGCCAGAGUUUUUCCCAGUCCUAUGAGGAUUGACUCCAGUAACAUGAAUCCCCAGGAUUUUUGGAAAUGUGGUUGUCAGAUAGUAGCCAUGAACUUUCAAACGCCUGGCCUAAUGAUGGAUCUUAACAUCGGUUGGUUUCGACAAAAUGGAAACUGUGGCUAUGUCCUUCGUCCUGCUAUCAUGAGAGAAGAAGUAUCCUUCUUCAGUGCAAAUACAAAAGACACUGUGCCUGGAGUCUCACCUCAGCUGCUUCAUAUUAAAAUCAUUAGUGGGCAAAACUUUCCUAAACCCAAAGGAUCAGGUGCCAAAGGUGAUGUUGUGGAUCCUUAUGUCUAUGUUGAAAUACAUGGAAUCCCUGCUGACUGUGCAGAGCAAAGGACAAAAACUAUGCACCAGAAUGGGGAUAAUCCAAUUUUUGAUGAAAGUUUUGAAUUUCAAAUAAAUUUACCAGAACUAGCGAUGGUGCGUUUUGUAGUACUGGAUGAUGAUUACAUUGGGGAUGAGUUUAUCGGGCAAUACACUAUUCCCUUUGAGUGUCUACAGACUGGUUAUCGGCAUGUUCCUCUGCAGUCUUUAACUGGUGAGAUGUUGGCACAUGCUUCCUUGUUCGUGCAUGUGGCCAUUACUAAUCGAAGGGGUGGUGGGAAACCUCAUAAGCGGGGCCUCUCUGUGAGGAAGGGCAAGAAAUCAAGGGAGUAUGCUUCUGUGAGAACGCUGUGGAUUAAAACAAUAGAUGAAGUGUUCAAGAAUGCUCUCCAACCUAUACGGGAUGCCACGGAUUUGAGAGAAAAUAUGCAGAAUGCAGUAGUGUCAUUCAAAGAAUUAUGUGGCCUCUCUCCUGUAGCAAAUCUUAUGCAGUGCAUUUUGGCAGUGUCUACGCGCUUGGUCGGGCCUGAUAAUACACCCUUGGUAGUACUGAAUCUCAAUGAUCAGUAUCCGACUAUGGAGCUCCAAGGGAUUGUUCCAGAGGUCUUGAAAAAGAUCGUAACAGCAUAUGACAUGAUGAUUCAGACCAUCAGGACUCUAGUUGAAAAUACAGAUAGCUUGUAUGAGAAGAUAGUACAAUGUCAGAAAGCAGCAAUGGAGUUUCAUGAAAACCUGCACAAUAUAGGAGCAAGAGAAGGCUUGAAAGAAAGAAAACUGCAAAAAUCAGUAGAAAGUUUUACGUGGAAUAUUACAAUUUUAAAGGGACAAGCUGAUCUUCUCAAAUAUGCUAAAAAUGAAGCACUGGAGAAUCUGAAACAAAUCCACUAUGCCACUCUUUCAUGUGGACUUAAUAAGCCAGGCACUGAAAACGCAGAAAUCUCAAAACCUCGUCGAAGCCUGGAGGUCAUACCUGAAAAAGCAGGUGAUGAAAAUGGAGAAUGAGAGAAUGCUCUUCUCGUAAUUAUGGAGUUUAUAACUCUGUGACCAAUUGUAGCUGCAUAGGACGUUUGCUUUGCACUUACUGUUGGAAAAUAUUUGGGAUUUUCAAAGCACAACUGGAGAAGCUAAUUACAAUCUAUUGAAACUGUGAAUGUAUGUAGCAACUCUGCUUGUGAAGGCAAUGAUAUUGUGUAACAUGGAAAUUACGUUAUUGGCCAAAAUAUAGUAUAUAUGUAAAAGAUACUGUAAUUCAGUAAUAGCGUGCUGAAAAGUUCAUUAUAGUGCCGUAGGGAAAUGAACAUUUCUUAAAUGAGCUGUAAUUAGAGGGAAAACAGUUCACAGAAUUUGACAAGAUGCCUUGAUUUUCAAACAGAUUAGAUGUACAGGUCCUUUAUUUCUCUGUACAGGUUGGUAAUUGUGCUAGCAAGGUGAACUAUUGUGCACCUAACUUUUGAAAAUGAGGUCCAAGAAAGUAGGAUCCACAUGUUUCACACUAUAUGUCAUUCAGCCAGUCAGAUAUUUGGGUUUGAAGUGGUAUUGAUUUUAUUGUUGAGCCAUAAAUUAAAACGAGAAUGUAAUUAGACAGUGAUCACUGACUUCAGUGCACUAUAGGAGAGCCAUUAUGUAAAAGGAAAAUGUGCAAUCAAUCUGAUAGCCUAUGUCAGAAAAAGAUACAUACCUAUUUUGCCUAAGAUCUUCUGCAAAUGUGUGUAGAUAAUGUGACCAAACUGCAAGCAAAAUGUUGUAAAUAGUUUUUCAUUUUGUGAAGUGAAGUGCUCAUAUUAAAAAGUUUUAUGAGAUUGCUCCCAAACAAGUAAAGCUUUUAACUAAAUUUUAACUUUUUUAUUUUUCAAGUAUUUUCUUCCUUACAGAAUAAGCGAUAUCUCAGUAAGCAGAUUUGUCAAAAAAUUGCUGUUCUGGUUCUGUUUGUUUGGUUUUAUGACAACAUUAGGUAAAGGUAUUGUAGCUGAUAUGCUCAUUGUAAAAUGACUAUACCAACCUAGAGUGUUCUCUUACUGUUUCUGAUUUAACAAUAAAAUGGACUAUAUAAUUACAGAAGCUAAUAAAUUUGAAGAAAAACAAGCAAAAUCCUAAAGAGAUCAAAAUGCAGUUUUUGUUCAGUCGUGGGAAAAAGGGGAAGGUUGUGAUGUCUGUUGAAAAGUACUGUUUUAAUUAGAGCUCUUCAAGACAGGCAUUCUACACAGAUCAAUUAUUUUAACCAAUUCAAGAUCCAAUUUCUGCAUUUAGGUUGUAAUGAACAUCUACAUAUAUAUAACAUCGUGGAAAAGUCAAUGGAUCUCUAACCGAGAACGUCAGUAUACUUACACUUCAUCUGAAUUAUUAGAAACUUAAAUUUAUUUUUUAGUCUUUAUAAAAUUAAAGGAAAAGAAUGAUAAAAACAAUUUGCAUAAUAAAUGUCACAUCUUAGCUUGCAUUUUUAAAUGUCAAACUGAAUAGGUUAGGAGCAGUUUUAGAAGGUGGUAAGCUCUUUCCGUGUCCGGUGACAGAUCAUAUGCCUCAAUAUUAUAGUCCUGCCAGGAAUGAGUUCUACUCCGUGUCACACAAAAUGAAGCAUUUAACCUGUGGUGAACACCUGCUAGCAUUGCUUUGUGAACAGUCCCUCUCUACGUUAUCAGCUGCAAGUCUUCAAUGGCACAUGAAGUUGAUGGCAAGCAACACGAAAUUGGCUGUUACUAACUGUACUCCAACACAAUAUGAAAUUAGUCUUCCAGGGUCAAAUCUAUUCCUGAAUUAUCUACAGGAAAAUAAGUGUGUUACAUCAAGAUUCAGCUGGGCCACAAAUAGGCAAGGUCAGUUUCACUUUAUCAGAAAAUCCCAAACCGAGGCUGCUGGAGUUUUACCACUGACUUUUAGUCCUAAUUGAAAGGUGUGGACUUUGGAAAAACAUCAGUACAGUUAGCAUUAUAGGCCUAAAAGCCAGUGAAGCUCCAUAAGCAGUCUUUGCCCACCAUCGUUUGCCUGGCAUUUACAUAGUUACAUAAUUUAUAUCACAAACAAAGCAUUUCUGUAGAGCCUCUUUCUUCAGCCAGGUUAUCAGAAUUAAUGGCUUAGGCAUUCUCCCUAUUUAUAUAUUCCUGCUUAGCUCAUUGCAUCCUUGAAAGACGUUGGUUAACAUUGAAAGGAUUAAACACAAAUAAGGUUGUUUGGUGGUUUUUUCUUCACUUUAAAGCAAAAAAAAAAAGUAAGUUAAAGAUGAGUAUUAUGUGAGUUAGGGCUGAUAGAUUUUGUAUGUUGAACUCUACGAUAUAUAUUACCCCUCUGAUCCUGUUGAAUCUUGUUAAAAAGGCAAAUUAAUACUGUUUCUGGAGAAAUAUCCUUAUAUAGUACCUGCUUAAAACAAACAAACAAACAAAAAGUUAAAAUGUAUGCAUUUAACGGGAUGAUAAUUUAAAUACUUUUGGAUUCUAGUGUAACACUAAGUCCUGAAAAUGGAGGUUGCUUUUGUGCUUUAUGCAAUACUCAGUCCAAAUCCGUAUGUACCAUACAGCCUUAAAAUGAAUUCAAUCAAGCAGAUACUUUGAAAGAUGAUGUGUAGCUAAAAAUCCUUCAGGGAGUUUACAUGUUGCAUGUUAAGAGAAUUCAGGAUAAACACCUGCAAGCAAAGUAUCAGGUUCUAUUGUUAACCCAGUAAUGAUAAUUUCAAAACCAAAUUUAUUAAAAUAUUUUUCUCAGUUGUACUUUCUUAAAAGCAUUCUUUGCAUCCACAAUGCAAUUUAUUUUUAUUGUUAGUCCCUUUUGACAGUGGAUUUUUUUAGGUUGUAUAGAAGAUCAAACACCCAAGGUCUGGUGAAGUAUUCCAAAUAAAAUUAAUCAGAGGUUGACUUUACACUUUUCUUUGCCUUUAUUUGCUUAAAUGCGCUGUAAUGCAGUUGAACUGUUUACAUAGUUCAGAACUGUUAAAGAUGGAGCCAACACGCAAAUGACUGUUUAUCCGACUGCCUUUUUAGCUUUUGUUUGGCUCCAGUAAUCAGUGAGCGUGUAUGGGUAUGUAUGGAGACACAAGUCAACGUAUUGCUUAAUUUAAAAGAAAAUACUAAUUGGGAAAGGAAAAGUUCACAUAUGGAUUAUUAACCAUGUAGACACUAAGAGUGAGUUCAUUUUUAAACACAAGAAAACGGGUAAAAUGGUGUCUUCUUGUAAAAGGAGCAACUCUGUAAAAUAAAAACCUCAUCUUUGUUCCUCCUGCCUAACCCCCCUUUUUCAUCAGUUGUGCUUGGUGUGGUAUGUAGCAGCCACUGGAGAUGCAAUUACAGAGCCCGGGAUCAUGCCCUUCAUCCUCUGAACUCACCGACCAGCUGCAGGGGACAGCUCAGUCCUCUGAGAAUUCUUCCAGCGACACUUCCUGAGGGGCUCUUCUGCCUAUUUAUGCCACCAGAAGAGCAAAAGCAUUCAAAACAGAGCUCAGGGACACGUCCUGGUGAAGUCGCGGCCUUUCUGCUCUCAGUGGCAGUCUUCCUGUUCAAGUCAACCGGAUCAGGACUGAUGCACAGUGUUGCGAACUUUCCCCUCCAUCUUGGAUCUUUUGUUUCUGUACCUUCUCUUCACGUUCCUGUGUUGCUGCAGCAAGGAGUACUAGGUGGGUGCCCCACACAACUUCAAGCUUGCCCAUGUGGGCACAGUGAAAGAUGCUCACGGGAUGAGUCAAGCCUUUUUUCAGCUACUUCGUACAGCACAGAAAUAUUUUUAUAAGACUCCAUGGCUGGUUACCAUAUUCACUUUUUCCUGUUUUGAAGUUGAAGCAGCAGAGAGAUGAUUCAGAGUUGCCAGCAUGAAAAAUGGAAGUGAGUUCCAAGCUGACUAAAAAUUUUAACUCUGGCCUACUGAUCAAAUGAGCAAAUCUGAAAGGACCCAAUCUUCCAGACUCGCAGUUCUGAAGUUUUCCUUCCAUUUGUAUGACUUCCUAGUUUUUGUAGUGCAUGAACGUAGUCUUCUUAUUAUGUGCAUUGAUUGAUGCACAGGUCAAGGAAACUCCUGAAUGUCCUGUGCGCAAUAUAACAACGUUUCCUUAAGCCUUAGCCUACCUAGUUUUACAUCUGUGUUAAGGUUCAAAAAGAAUAUAAAGAGUAGUAUUUGCAAAAAGGGCAAUCAUACAGCCAUAUUUGCAGCACAACACGCACAUAUGAAUGAUGGCAUGUCCUUCACUGUGAAUUCAUUUCAUCACCACUAGUUAGCGGUUGGAGAGCUGCUGCCGGAGGAUGACCAACCAUGGGCUGUCAAUAGCAUGAGCAAAGUCCUGAAACCUGUGAAGUCAUCAGCGUGCUGCUUUUGCCUUUAAUGGGUGUAGGACUUCACCGCCUUUUUCGUUUUCUGUCCACACCUCCUCAGUCUGACCCAUUAAGCUUGCUAAGCAGAAUAUUUAAUAGCUUGGUUUAAAAAUUUAUAGAUCUGCCUGUAUCCCGUAAUGACCUCCACUCUUUUGAACUCCUGUAAACAUUUUUAAAAAAAUCUCCACAGUUCCUUCAACCUUCUGAUUCCUUUUUCCCCUGUUUUGAAAGGCGCUGUUGGACAGGUCCGUUCGAUAAUUUUCAAAACUAACCCAUGUGAUUCUCUUUUUUUCAUUACAACUUGUUUGUCCUCAGUAAGAAAAAGGCAGUAAAACUCUUUGAGGUUUUCUGGUUAUUUCUGUUUCUGGACACUAUUAAACUUCCCUUUCUGACUCAUCACCUCUGUUCUCUGGGUGGCUGUGGAAAGGCAGAGUAGCAAAAAGCACGACAGAAAGAUUAGAAACAGAGCUCGAGUAAAGAGCAACAAGAAGUCCUCAUGGGCACGGGGUUUGUUGUGCUCAGUGGACAACAUCCAUCGCUGCCCACUGAGCUGGAAAAGCAGUUCAGGACUGAAAGGUGGCCGUGAGGGGAAGGGAGUGGGGAGGAAGGCACACGGAGCUGGAUGUUAAACAAAAACAAAGAAUUUUAGCCCACGGGAUGGCAUGGCCUCAGCUGCAUCCUGCAGGGCCCCUAGUGCUUUCCAGAGAUGUUACCGGUCCCUUGGGACGAAAGCGUGCCAGUCCUCCCCAUGACAACACCUGGCGUGGCACAUCGGGCAGCAGUGCUGGGGAGCAGGUGAGGUGUGGACGCCGAACUCUUUGUUAAUUUAGCUUUCUGUGCCCGGUUGCCUGUGCCACCUUGACACCUCAGCUCCGAGGAGUUCCUGCUCUGUGCCGCGGCAGGAGGGGCUCGCACAGCCAGGUGCGGUCAGCUGUCACACAGCUCUCCUGCUCGGCUGAGAGCGAUCCGGCCUCACUAAAGCCACCUGCGGUCUGUGGAAGAGCCGUCUGAGUGAGGUUAGGUGUUUCGUUAGGAGCUGAUUUCCAUGCAGACCAAUGUGGAGGAGCGGAGGGCACAGCACUGCGCUGGGAGCUGGGAACUAACGGGGAGAAGGAAACCAGCACAGCCAGGAAACGGAGCGCAGGAACACAAAGGCUGGGUUUUGUUCUCUGUCCCUUGGUUUCCUCCAUUGAUAAAUUGGAGGAAAUGACACCUAGCACAUUUUGAAGUAGCAGAAGAAACAUACUGUGCCACCGCAGAAAAAAUAACCCCCCCAGAAGCCUGCUAGGAGUGAAAUAAACUGCCAUAUAAAUA
Molecule: messenger RNA, 9426 nt
Organism: Cygnus olor (mute swan)
Lineage: Eukaryota; Metazoa; Chordata; Aves; Anseriformes; Anatidae
Gene: PLCL2
Product: phospholipase C like 2
Exons: 7
Coding region: 467-3829 (1120 amino acids)
Biological process (GO): regulation of synaptic transmission, GABAergic; intracellular signal transduction; lipid metabolic process
Molecular function (GO): GABA receptor binding; inositol 1,4,5 trisphosphate binding; phosphatidylinositol-4,5-bisphosphate phospholipase C activity
Source: RefSeq, a predicted model, not a curated record